Iphiclides podalirius (scarce swallowtail) is the source of this 648-nucleotide messenger RNA. The record is from the annotation of a GenBank genome assembly. NCBI's taxonomy places the organism in Eukaryota, Metazoa, Arthropoda, Insecta, Lepidoptera, Papilionidae.
AUGGACGAAUUUCAGCGUGAUUUGGAAAAGAACUCUGCUAGCAAGACAUCUGCAACAACUUCAUCGAUAGCAUCUGAUUUUGUGUCCUUCAAAACUUUUAUUGUAACCGCAUUAAACACCCUGCAGCAACAAAUGGAGUUUCUUAGACUGGAAAUGGAUCGUCAGGAGAUGCGAAGGAGGCGUAAGAUCUUGCUCUUCCAUGGAAUUCCCGAGGUGAAAUCAGAAGACCUUAUCGGUCGUGUAACCACAGCUGUUGCUGAACAUCUGAAUCUGCCUAAUUUUUCAAGUACCAGCAUCAAGUCCAGCUAUCGCCUUGGCCGCACAUCGGAAAGCAGAGCUAGGCCGGUAGUUGUAAAGUUCGCCGUAGUUUCUGUCCGUGACAAAGUGUGGUUCGCGAAAACUAAGUUUGAGGCUCGGAAGCGUUUUGGCGUGACAAAUUGCUGGACUCGCGAUGGAUGCAUAUACGUAAUUAGCUCGGAUGGAGUUCGCCAUCGAGUAGAAUCUUUAAACGAGCUUGAUGUUAUAAAUGUUGCAUCGUCUUCGUCUAAGCCUCUUGCAGCGAAUUCACCAGUACAGAUAUUAGAAUCUUGUUCUAAGAGCCCAAAUACUAAGACUAUUGUUAUGCGCCCCAAGCGAGUAAUUAAGAAG